AGCGGAACCUGUGUUUCCGGUUGUGUGGCUAGCUUGAUGCUAGCAGCCGAAGCUAAGUUGGUCUUUAGGCUUCAUGCUGCCGCUGACGGACAACGUGUGUGCCUCUCAGGUCAAUGAAGGUGUUGAACAUCAGACUGUCAGAACAGUUUCGACCGUUUGAAGGAAACAUUUGUGACACUUUGACCCGCCAGUGACUGAACGAACCACACAGACACUGAACGGUACCCGGCAGCUAAAGCUAGGUGAGCUGGCUCGUUAGCUAGCAUCUGGGCGAGCACAGCAGAAUGGAUCUGUUUGACGACCUACCGGAACCCACACAGAAUCCCGUUUCAGCAGCUCGACCACCGUCCACCAGAGAGGAGGAAGAAGAGGAAGAGGAGGAGACAAGAUUCAAACGAAAGAGAGAAGAUGAGGAUGAGGACGGUCACAGUGAUAAAAAGGAUGAAGAGGAGGAGGAGCGGGGGGAGAUCAAGAAAGUUUGUAAAGAAGGUCUCCCGGCACUGAGAGGCUACGUGGCGGCGAGGCGCGGCGAGCGGGAGGAGAUGCAGGACGCUCACGUGUUGCUGCCGGACAUGAGCAGCUGUCUGUCUGCUCUGCCGGGACAAGUGUCUCGUGUGUCGUACUUCGCUGUGUUCGACGGUCACGGAGGAGCUCGAGCGUCUCGAUUCGCUGCAGAGAAUCUUCAUUACAAUCUGGCCAAGAAGUUCCCGAGUGGAGAAACAGAGAAUUUGGACAAGCUGGUAAAGAAAUGUCUGCUGGACACUUUCCGCCUGACAGAUGAAGAGUUUCUGAAGAAAGCUUCCAGCCAGAAGCCGGCGUGGAAGGACGGCACGACGGCCACCUGCCUGCUGGUGGUGGACGACAUGGUGUACGUGGCCAACCUGGGAGACAGCAGGGCGGUGCUGUGUCGGAUGGAGGUGGCGGGAGGAGCAGACGGUCAGAGGAGGGCGGUGACGCUGGCGCUCAGUAAAGAACACAACCCGACCAUCUACGAGGAGAGGAUGAGGAUCCAGAGAGCCGGCGGCACCGUCAGGGACGGCCGGGUGCUGGGUGUCCUCGAGGUGUCUCGCUCUAUCGGAGACGGUCAGUACAAACGCUGUGGCGUCAUUUCAACACCCGACCUGAGGAGGUGUCAGCUCACAGCCAAUGACAGGUUCAUCAUCCUCGCCUGUGACGGCUUGUUCAAAGUGUUUUCUGCUGAUGAAGCUGUAAAAUUCGUCCUCGCCGUCCUGCAGGGCAGCGUGGAGCUGAAGCCGGGCCUGUCGGACCAGGAGCUGAGGUUUGAAGCCGCCUGCCAGCAGCUGGCCAGUGAGGCAGUGAGGCGGGGCUGUGCAGACAACGUCACUGUGAUCCUGGUUUCUAUUGACUCAUGAACACACACACACACCGAACACACACACACACACACACACACACACAGCUGAUCUGAGCAUCUCUUCGUUGUCUUGUUUGUUUUCCAAUAAAAAGCUUUUUUCUUUUA
This is a messenger RNA of Acanthopagrus latus (yellowfin seabream), 1480 nucleotides long. RefSeq names its product integrin-linked kinase-associated serine/threonine phosphatase (gene ilkap). Gene Ontology annotation, biological process: protein dephosphorylation. Gene Ontology annotation, molecular function: cation binding; protein serine/threonine phosphatase activity. The record is from RefSeq and is a predicted model, not a curated record. NCBI's taxonomy places the organism in Eukaryota, Metazoa, Chordata, Actinopteri, Spariformes, Sparidae. The coding region runs from base 285 to 1373 and encodes 362 amino acids. The transcript has 10 exons.